Messenger RNA from Oncorhynchus keta (chum salmon), 2210 nucleotides. Its product is annotated as transmembrane protease serine 13-like. The transcript is spliced from 13 exons. Gene Ontology annotation, biological process: proteolysis. Lineage: Eukaryota; Metazoa; Chordata; Actinopteri; Salmoniformes; Salmonidae. The coding region runs from base 149 to 1654 and encodes 501 amino acids. Gene Ontology annotation, molecular function: serine-type endopeptidase activity. Gene Ontology annotation, cellular component: membrane. The record is from RefSeq and is a predicted model, not a curated record.
ACAGACAGUGAGAAGAAAGGAGGAGGGGAGUGUCAAAUGUGGCGUCAGCAUGCUCUGAUCACUGUUCCGGGACUGUUUGAGUGGCCCUGUGAAAAGCCUCUACGACCAGGUCUCACCUCCACUCUCCUCACUGCUCCCCCAGCGUCCGAUGGCAAAGCAUGACCCGAACGAGCUCCCUCCUCCAUACUACUCUGUUGAGGUGCACACCCUCCCGCCCCUCCAGUCCUAUGAAGAGCUAGUCUAUGGAGCGGGUCCAAGGCACACUCCUCCCAACCAGCUAUACUACAUCCCCCAGCAUCCCCCACCAGUGGCUGCACAGCAUGUCUGCCAGCCCAGUAUAUCUCUUUCUAACAAGAAGAAGAAAGGCAAAUGCUGCCACCGUAGUGCCAAGUGCUUUGGUGGGUCAGGAGGCAUCGUUCUGCUGCUCCUCCUGGGCAUUGCCAUCUGGCUCGGAGUGCGUUACGGUACCAGAUUGGCAACUGCGGCUGUCACCCUCAACCACCAUGACAGUGAGGAUGAGGGGCACUAUGAGAAGCAGUUGAGCGUGCCCGUUCAUGACACCUGCUCCAACUCCACGGUCCAAUGUGACGGUCUGCGAGACUGCCGACUGGGCACCGACGAGUCUAAAUGUGUGAGGUUUGGGGCGGACGGUGCUCUACAGGUCAGAACGUCUCAGGACGACCGUUUCCUCCCAGUGUGUUACCAGGGAUGGGACCAGAGCUACGCCAACCGAACCUGUGCCCAACUGGGCUUCAGAAAGUCCUUUGCAACCAAGGCCGUGAAAUCCCAGCAGUCCAUUGGUCUAACCCUGAACAACAGAUCGUCUUUACCCAUCCAGGGCCAGGUCAGCGUCGGCUCUUCCUGCCCUGACCAGAAUACGGUCUCUCUGAAGUGUAUUGAUUGUGGGCGUCAGCAGUUGACCUCCCGGAUCAUAGGGGGCACUGUUGCCAAGCUGGGCCAAUGGCCCUGGCAACUGUCUCUACACUUUGGUAGAUCACAUAUCUGUGGAGGGGUCCUGGUGUCCCCUGACUUUGUGGUGACAGCUGCCCACUGCUUCCCCAGGUUGUUCCCCCAGUUUCUUGAUGCCAGUAAGUGGCUUGUGUACGGAGGAGUGGUGUCUCAAGACCAGCUUCCUUCUCCCUACCUCGUAGAGAAGAUCAUCGUGAAUGAGAACUACAACAACGUAACCAACGACCAGGACAUCACCAUUCUGAAGCUGGCCUCCCCAGUGCUCUUAACUGAUGCAGUUCAGCCUGCCUGUUUGCCAGCCUUUGACCAGACAUUCCCCCGUGGAACCAAAUGCUGGAUCUCGGGCUUCGGAACAAUAGAUGCGGGAUCAGCGAAACUCUCCAAAGCCCUGAUGCAGGUGACCGUUGACAUCAUCGACGUGCGUGUGUGUAACAGCUCCAAGGUAUACUCUGGCAGUGUGUCCAACAACAUGCUGUGCGCCGGUGAUCUCAAUGGGGUCAGGGACUCCUGUCAGGGAGACAGUGGUGGUCCUCUGGUGUGCCAGACCAGUGACAACCUUUGGCAGCUGGUGGGCGUGACCAGCUGGGGCAGUGGCUGUGGGCAGAGUAACAGGCCGGGAGUCUACACCAAGGUGUCCAGCCUACUGCCAUGGAUCUACAGCAAGAUGCAGCUGGAGAAUCCGUGAUGUCACUUCAUUUCCAUUGACCUCACCACAUGCUCUCACCACCGCUCGCAGCCUGCUUUCUCGUUCCUCUCGGAACAUCACACCAUGAAGUCCUAUACCAGGCAGACAGACAGGCAGACGGACGGACGGACGGACGGACGGAUGACAGACAGACAGACAGACAGACAGACAGACAGACAGGCAGGCAGGCAGGCAGGCAGGCAGGCAGGCAGGCAGGCAGGCAGGCAGACAGACAGACAGACAGACAGACAGACAGACAGACAGACAGACAGGCAGGCAGGCAGGCAGGCAGGCAGGCAGGCAGGCAGGCAGGCAGGCAGGCAGGCAGGCAGGCAGGCAGACAGACAGACAGACAGACAGACAGACAGACAGACAGAGGUGGCCAAUAGCUAGGGGAGUACCAGGAAAGGCCUAUUGCACAUUAACACAACACCAUUCGUGUUACUUUACCGUACCUUGUAAAAUCACAAAAUGCAUUACUGUAUUUAUGCCCAACGGCUGCUACACUGUGUAUAAUAUGUGAAUCUACACCAAUACAUUCUGUUCCCUGAUUACA